AUGACGAAUUCCAACUAUGAACAACUGAACAUACCUGAGUUGUUUUUUUCUCCCUGCGGCUGCGAAUUACGCCGACUACGGUACCGAAGCAACGAGAUUAUGAUUGACAGGGAAAAGAAGGAGCUUGGGACGACCGGGAUAAGCUUCAGAGAGCUCGAUUUGGAAGAUGGAGGAGAGCCCGAGGAGAGAGGAGAGGAGAGAGAGUCGUCGCCACAAGCCCUACACCCUUCAUCUUUUCACUCUUUCUCUCGUCUUCUUUCUUCUUCUCAGAGGUUGAGAUCCCAACGCGAUUUUGGUCUCGUAGCUACGUCUCUAAAUCCACUCCGCCGGGAAUUAUCUCGAUCUCUCUCCAAUCGACGACCCCUAGAUGUAAAGGCAGUGGCAACUCCAGAAUCAGUCUUGGAAGUACCUUUGACAGAAGAAAAUGUUGAAAGCGUUUUGGACGAAAUACGGCCAUACCUAAUGUCUGAUGGUGGUAAUGUGGCGUUACACGAGAUCGAUGGAAACAUUGUGAGAGUAAAGUUGCAGGGAGCGUGCGGAUCGUGUCCGAGUUCUACUAUGACAAUGAAGAUGGGAAUCGAGCGUCGUUUAAUGGAAAAGAUGCCUGAGAUAGUGGCUGUGGAAGCAGUUCCGGAUGAAGAGACUGGCCUUGAACUCAAUGACGAAAACAUUGAAAAGGUGCUGGAAGAAAUCAGGCCUUACUUAAUCGGAACAGCUGAUGGGUCGCUGGAGCUUGUGGAGAUCGAAGACCCGAUCGUGAAGAUAAGAAUCACAGGUCCUGCUGCUGGAGUCAUGACUGUUCGAGUAGCUGUAACUCAGAAACUCAGAGAGAAAAUUCCAUCCAUUGCAGCUGUUCAACUUAUAUAG
Molecule: messenger RNA, 867 nt
Organism: Microthlaspi erraticum
Lineage: Eukaryota; Viridiplantae; Streptophyta; Magnoliopsida; Brassicales; Brassicaceae
Source: the annotation of a GenBank genome assembly